AUGGUAUCCGUCCUCGCCUCCUCGGUCCUCCUCGCUGGUAGUCCAAGUCCUGGAUCCAGUGGCUGGGCGUGCUGGUUCAAUUUACCAGCGAUCCACGACAGAGAGACCAGUGGCUUGGGAAGCUACAGCAGUCCGAGUUGUGAAGCAAUUAGCAUUGAUUCUUUCGAUACGUGUCGUAGUGAGUUCGAUUCCGACGAAGAUAAUGAUGAUAAUAAUGAUGGUCCUUCAAAUAAUGGCAACAAACCGUUCAAAGGACAAAGCGAAGUAACCGAGAGACAAUUUUUUACACAAGUGUUCCAAUCACAAAGAACAGCUGAUGAUCUCCUUCAGUAUGAUUUUUAUUUUAAGGAGUUCAAAAAUUGUCCCAUUCAAACGGAAUGUACAGAUAAAUACAUUUUCCAUGACGAAAUCGAUACUCUGAAACCGGGACUAGAAGCAGAUAAACCCUCUCAAAGCGCAUUUAGACCAUCUCGAACGACAACAAACUUCAAUAUAAUGGACAUUAGUCCUGGUACCGAUUCCAGGACUGCCUAUUGCAUUAUAUCCAGCAAAGUCAAGAGUGUAAUUCCUUUAGUAAAAGUGGCAUAUCCUGAUCUCAUCAAUGGUGAAUGUAGUGGUAUAACUGAAUCCUUAAAUAUCAAAGACCAGAAAGUUUGUCGUGCGAAACUGCUAUUAAACAUUGAACGUCGUUUAUACGCGAGCUCCUUUUACCCAGAGAUAUUAUUUGACUUAGAUGCAUUAGUGAAAAUAUCUCAGUCUGAUGAAAUAGCAAAACAAAAUUUGAAUAAUAAUGACGAAAGCAGAAUCGGACAACCAAAUAUGGAAACAAAGAGUCUGCAAUUUGAGUCCCGCUUUGAAAGUGGUAAUUUAAGACGAGCCGUGCGAAUCGGGAUGAGGGAAUAUGAUCUAAUUCUGUCACCAGACGUCAACAGUAGAUCCGGUCACCAGUGGUUCUAUUUUGAAGUAUCAAACAUGGAUGCUAAUACUUCUUACACCUUCAAUAUUUUAAACUGUGAAAAAACGAAUUCACAAUUCAAUUUCGGCAUGAAACCAAUUAUGUUCAGUGUUAUCGAGGCAACAUUGGGAAGACCGGGAUGGUUUCGAACUGGUACUGAUAUAUGCUACUAUAGAAAUGCAUAUAAGAGACCAAACAGUGAAAAAAAUUACCUGACCACUUCGUUCACUAUCGACUUUCCUCAUUCUUACGAUGUGUGUUAUGUCGCCUAUCAUUUUCCGUUCACAUAUAGUACUCUAAUAAGACACAUCUGGCUCUGGUUACAAGAAUUUUCGGAUGGAUUGAUUUACUUCAAUGUAGAUGGUUUAUGUGAUACAGUCAACCACAAUGAGUGCCCUGUACUCACCAUAACGUCCCCAAGUUCAUCGAGAAAUCCAAUUCAC
Messenger RNA from Fopius arisanus, 1398 nucleotides. RefSeq names its product cytosolic carboxypeptidase 1-like. The transcript is spliced from 2 exons. The record is from RefSeq and is a predicted model, not a curated record. NCBI's taxonomy places the organism in Eukaryota, Metazoa, Arthropoda, Insecta, Hymenoptera, Braconidae. Gene Ontology annotation, biological process: protein side chain deglutamylation. The annotation marks the transcript as partial.